AUGGGAGGAUCGCAGAAAUCAAAAAGGAUUACUUGGGCUUCCGAUGUUAAUCUUUGUCAGGUAAGGUUGUUUUUGUCCGACGAAUCUCCUUCACAAGUUGGAUUGGUGGGAUCUCAAGACCAUCUGCAGGCGAAGACAUUAUGGUCUGUGCACUCAGGCGGUACAGGAUCAGAUGACAAUUUGCCUCCAGGCUUUGAAGGAAUCCAGACAUCAAAUCUUUGGAGAAAUAAGUUGGCCCAAAUACCUCUUAUCAAAUGGAGAUGCCCUCCCAGAUUUGUACUAGAUGUUACUUGGCAAGUGGUUGCUGGGGAAGAAGGCAAAGAAAUGGAAGCUCAAGACCAACGGGAGAUGAGAGUGCUUGAAGCUAUUUAUCCACGUUCUUCUUCUAUCCCGCCAAACCCAUCUGUGCCAGCGGGUGAGGAAAACUCAUUUCCCUAUGACCAACACACCCCUCGGAUUCCAAUAACUCCUAUUGAAGAUGAGGAUGCAGCACUAGAUGCAUCAUCCGUUGAUUCCAUGGCAGAAAAUACUGUUCCAAUAGUCUCACAGCCCCAGCUAUUGGCCCCAGCAACUUUCUCAUCUCAGGGCAAUGCCAAUGCCAAUACCCAUCCUCAUCCCGGAUUCUCAGCAACGGCUGUUGAGCCUGAUAUUGUAGCGGCUGCACAAGCUGCCUUGACUGCGGUUAUGUCAAGCAGCGAUCAGAAGGAUUUUAUUGAUCAUAACUUGCUGAUAAAACUUCUCAGUGACCCAAAAAUGAUCGAGCAACUCGUCACCAAUCAUGGGGCAGCAUCCAGCACACAGAAUCUGCCGUCCUGCUUGCAGAAUUCACGAGCUGUUGGUCCCCAUAAUAUAUCACCAUCAAGUACACAAAGUAUGCCACCAGUCAGCUUGCAUAACAGGCCAUCUCCUGGCCCGCCAAAUAUGCUCGACUUGAGGUCUGCAGCCAAGAGUUUAUGUGAUCCACUUCCAGCCGUCAAUAAAGGAGAUCUGCCUUCUGCUUACAUUACCAGACUGGAACUUCUUUCACCAUCUACAGCUUCACCAAGCAGACCUUUCUAUAAUCCUUCAAGUAUGAUGGGACCCGUUCCCAGUCUCCCGUUGUCCGUAGCUGAUGUUUCUUCAGCCGCACCUUCUCCCUCCAUGGGAACUCCUAUAACAAAGGACAUAAACUAUUACAAGAGUCUGAUUCAGCAACAUGGAGGAGAAAGACAAGAAAUUUUGCCCCAUUUUGGUAGUCAGACAAUUCAAGAACCUAUAAAUACUAUGAAGUCGAAAGACUCAAAAUCAAAGAUAAUGAAGCCUUGCAUGUUUUUCAAUAGUCCAAGGGGUUGCAGGAAUGGGGUAAGCUGUACAUUUCUGCAUGAUACAUCAUCGCAGCAGAGAGUCACUAAUAAUCCAGAGGUCCAAAGUGCAAAAAGAAUGAAAAUGGAUAGAGAAAUUACUGGUACAUAA
Messenger RNA from Fraxinus pennsylvanica, 1452 nucleotides. The record is from the annotation of a GenBank genome assembly. Lineage: Eukaryota; Viridiplantae; Streptophyta; Magnoliopsida; Lamiales; Oleaceae.